Molecule: messenger RNA, 1365 nt
Organism: Trypanosoma theileri
Lineage: Eukaryota; Euglenozoa; Kinetoplastea; Trypanosomatida; Trypanosomatidae
Exons: 1
Coding region: 1-1365 (454 amino acids)
Source: RefSeq, a predicted model, not a curated record
AUGGCAACGAUGUUCGUCCAUCUGCGCCGUUUAGUGUACCUAUUGGUACUUCUGCAGUGUUGUGUUUGCGUGGUCCGUGCAGAUGAUGCCGAAAAAACGACGGCAGUAAAUUUUUUAACGAAGUGGGCGGAUGAGUCGGAGAAGCAUCUUGCGGAAGGAAAGAGCUAUCAAUUGGUGUGGAAUACCACAGUGGGGUUUUGCGAUGAGAGAGCUGAUAAAGCCAGGAAAGCUGCCGAGAAAACGGAGAAACUCGUUGAGGGGAUUGCUGCCGAAAAAAACAAACAAAAGGGUGCUAAUGUUACCGGAAAAAAUCUUCCUGUUUCCCCAGAGCUGGUUCAACUCGUGGAGAACGUUUCGGCGGAGUUAGAUAAUGAUAUGCGUGUGUUUGGGGAGGCGAUGGGUACAGUCGAGAAGGCAAGGAAUUUGGUUACGUGGAGUUCUGGCGCGAUUCAGAAUAUGCAAGAUAAGUUGGUGAGUCAAAACGGACACAGGGUGCAUUAUACGGGAGUGCUAGAGGAAGUACCUGAAGAUAAAAGAACGGAGGAACAACAGCUCCUUAUUGAAAGGAGCAAGAGAGUGUAUAAAGAAAUGGAUGAGGUAUAUCAGCAUCUCCAAGUGAUCAAGAAAAAAAGUGUCGCCUGCACGAGAGAAACAAAUCAGCUUGUGAUGGAAACGAAGAACAAGAUGCUCAGAACGAAGGAACUGUUCGAGGGGCUGAAACAACAUGUUGAGGUGAAGAGUAAGGGGGUCGAAGAGAAGGUGAAUCUCUACGACCAAGAAGUUAAGAAAUCGCUGGAAAAAGAAUUGCCAGAGGAUGUUACUUUUGAGCAAGCGAAAGGAAAGGAGGUUAUGGUCGGUCGUGCGUCUAAUAGUACGAUUGGUGGGGCGGCCACUCUGGCACGUGAGAACAGAACAGUUGAAACAACCGAACUAUGGGAGAAAUUGGGGGCGGAAAAGAUAAAAGAAGAGGGACGUUUGAAGCAAAAAAAGGUGGAGGAGGAACGGGAACUAAAGAAACGCAUUGAAGAAAGGAAGCUGGCUGCGGAACGCAGGAGACAGGAGGAAGAAUGGCAAAAACAGGCGGCAGCUGCAGAGGCGCAAAGAGUAAGGAAAGAACAGGAGAGAAAGAAAAGAGAAGAACAAGCAAAGAAGGAAAGGGACGAGAAAGCGAAAAGGGAAGCCGAGGAAGAGGCGAAACGGGCAGCAGAAAAGUUGAGACAGGAGGCGGCACAAAAAGCCAAGGAAGAAGCAGAAAAGACGAAGAAGGACAAGAACAAGAAGGAUGGCAGCAGCAGUCCUGCAUUGAUGCACGGUUCCUUGAUUCUUCUUGUCCUCUCUGUAUUGGGUUACACUCUCGUGUGCUAA